Messenger RNA from Mugil cephalus (flathead mullet), 1271 nucleotides. It is a transcript of the gene ppp1r27b, whose product is annotated as protein phosphatase 1, regulatory subunit 27b. The coding region runs from base 127 to 630 and encodes 167 amino acids. The record is from RefSeq and is a predicted model, not a curated record. NCBI's taxonomy places the organism in Eukaryota, Metazoa, Chordata, Actinopteri, Mugiliformes, Mugilidae. The transcript is spliced from 3 exons. Gene Ontology annotation, molecular function: phosphatase binding.
AGCGGCAGAGCAACAUCUCCACUGGACGGCAACAAGAGAGCCACACCAAAGAGGACCGAAAGAAGUCGAUCGCUGCUGAAUUUUGAAAAGCUUCUGCAAGAGCUGCAAGGAAAGCAGAGCACCAGGAUGAAGUACUACCAGUGCCCCGUGUCCCAGACCAUGGGAAUCAAAGCUUACAGCCAGGACUGUGGCGUCCCGGUCCCCUGCAAGGGCUCGUCUUCCCUGAAGCCGAUGCGGAGCGUCCACUUCCCCAACGACGUCGUCUUCCAGGACUGCGUGCGACAGGGCGAGCUGGAGAGGAUCGGGUGUUUCAUGCGGGCCAGAAGAGUCAGCCUUGACACCAUCUACCACUCCGGCAUGGCAGCCAUCCACGAGGCCGUCCUGUCCGGGAACCUGGAGUGCGUGAAGCUGCUCGUCCAGUACGGGGCGGACAUCCACCAGAGGGACGAGGAGGGGUGGACGCCGCUGCACAUGGCCUGCAGCGACGGCUUCCCGCACAUCGCACGCUACCUCCUCUCGCUGGGAGCCGACUACAACCUGGAGAACGACAGCGGGGAGAAGCCGGCCGACCUCAUCGAGCCCGACAACAAGGAGCUGCUGGAGCUGUUCGGGCUGGCUGUGAACGACUGAGGCCGCCUGGGCCCCCCGAAAGCCUCAAAACUCCCCCCUGGAAGCUGACGCACGGUCGUCGUCCGACUGCUCUGUAGGAACGAGCAGCGAAAGGCCACCAUCGAACCAGAUGGUGAUUUUUAAGGAUGUGCGGUGUGAGGAAGGCUGGCAGAGCCGGGUGACUGCCCUCUGAGCUGAGUGAAUGUUGAUGAACUGCAUCCUGUCAGGAUUUAAGCCCUUUUAUACCACGGAGAACUGCGCUAGUAGUUAGCUUUUCUUUAGCUUUAAGUGAGUGGCAUUCUGAAUGAUGUGAAACCAUUGACUUGUUGGUUGAUGACUAGCCUGUCGCAGCCAGACUCAGAAGACACCAGUCUGCCUCCGACAAGCUACAGCACGUUUGGAUUUCAUUGUACGGUUUGUUGUAAACCAGUUCAGCUCCCAAUAGAGAGACAAUAGACCAACAUGUUCACACGAAGCUUUUGCACCCACUGGUUUGCUACAAAUAAUGUAGGUGAACGAUGGUGAACCGUGAACAGACUUGUUUUCUGCCUUGUUGAUAUCUUGUUUUGUGUCUUCUUGCCUGUUUAUCACUUUAACUGUACUCAUUUGUUUUUUUUAAGUGAAUUUUUCUACUAUUUUUUUAAAUAAAGUUCAUAACUUUU